AUGGCAGUACGUGUAGCCAUCGACAAUCUCGAAGACAGUGGAGUUUUUACACACGCACUUCGUGAGUGGCGCAGCAAAACACUAGUGCAACAGGAAUCUCUCGCCCUUCUCCAGACACACUUCAAAGCUGCCGACAAGGAAAGACGCCGAAUCCUUACACCAAAGGACGUGGGCUACGCAAACAAAGCAAGCGACAAACCCAUUCACGAAGCCAACAGUGCCGUUAUCCCGAAUGGAAAAGGAAAACCGAUGUACUAUUGUUGGUCGCACGGACUUGGCACCAACAGCAACCACACAAGCAAAAAGUGCACCAAGAAAGCACCAGGACAUCGUGCUGAAUCCACAGCCGAUGACAUGUUGGGAGGCUGUUGCAUUAUCCGUCGCAAAGCAGGAGAACGAGCGGUCUACCGUCGCCCUCAGCGCGAGCGCCAAGGCAAUGACGAAAAUCGUCAGCCACCAACCAACCCCUGAUCACGAAGGGAGCCAAUUCAAAAGGAACAAC
Seminavis robusta is the source of this 502-nucleotide messenger RNA. NCBI's taxonomy places the organism in Eukaryota, Bacillariophyta, Bacillariophyceae, Naviculales, Naviculaceae. The record is from the annotation of a GenBank genome assembly.